This is a messenger RNA of Alligator mississippiensis (American alligator), 8162 nucleotides long. It is a transcript of the gene MKNK2, whose product is annotated as MAPK interacting serine/threonine kinase 2. Bases 202 to 1605 code for a protein of 467 amino acids. Gene Ontology annotation, cellular component: nucleus; cytoplasm. The transcript has 14 exons. NCBI's taxonomy places the organism in Eukaryota, Metazoa, Chordata, Crocodylia, Alligatoridae. Gene Ontology annotation, biological process: peptidyl-serine phosphorylation; intracellular signal transduction; protein autophosphorylation. The record is from RefSeq and is a predicted model, not a curated record. Gene Ontology annotation, molecular function: calcium-dependent protein serine/threonine kinase activity; calcium/calmodulin-dependent protein kinase activity; calmodulin binding.
CCCCUGCAGCCGCAGCGGUCCGGGCUGGGCUGGGCUGGGCGUACCAUCAGCAGUGGCGGCAGCACUGCGGAGCCCGGCCUCGGGUCUCCAGCCAGCCGAUCCGGACUAGCUCUCCUGCCUCCCAGCACCCCCCCCCACUCCACCCCCGCUUCGCAUUUGGAAUCGUUUCCCGUUUUCUUCGUGUCAAAAAUCCUCAGCAAAAUGGUCCAGAAGAAAACAGAAGUCAAAGGUUUCCACCGGUCCUUCAAGGGGCAAAACCCAUUCGACCUGGAAUUCACCCAGACAAGCCACCUGGAAUCUGUCUUCAACUUCGAGUGCCCAGCCCGCCCCGACAUGCCUUCAAGUCAACCCAUCGAUAUCCCCGACGCCAAGAAGAGGAACAAGAAGAAGAAACGGUGCAGAGCUACAGACAGCUUCUCAGGGCGUUUUGAAGAUGUUUACCAGCUGCAGGAUGAAGUGCUCGGGGAAGGAGCCCACGCUAGAGUCCAGUCCUGCGUUAAUCUCAUCACCAACAAGGAGUAUGCAGUGAAGAUCAUCGAGAAGCGCCUUGGACACAUCCGGAGCCGUGUGUUUCGAGAGGUGGAGAUGCUGUAUCAGUGCCAAGGACACAGAAACGUCUUGGAGCUGAUAGAGUUUUUUGAAGAGGAAGACAAAUUCUACCUGGUGUUUGAGAAGAUGCGAGGAGGCUCCAUCCUGACCCACAUCCACAGGAGGCGCCACUUCAAUGAGCUGGAGGCCAGCGUGGUGGUGCAGGACAUAGCCAGUGCCCUUAACUUCUUGCACAACAAAGGGAUAGCGCACAGGGAUUUGAAGCCUGAAAACAUUCUCUGUGAGAGUCCCGAUCAGGUUUCCCCAGUGAAGAUCUGUGAUUUUGAUCUGGGAAGUGGUAUUAAAUUAAACGGUGAUUGUUCCCCCAUCUCUACCCCGGAGCUGCUCACACCAUGUGGCUCAGCAGAGUACAUGGCUCCUGAAGUGGUGGAGGCCUUCAACGAGGAGGCUUCCAUCUACGAUAAGCGUUGUGACCUGUGGAGCCUGGGUGUCAUCCUGUACAUCAUGCUGAGUGGCUACCCGCCCUUCGUGGGCCAUUGUGGCACCGACUGCGGCUGGGACCGUGGUGAAGCGUGCCAGACCUGUCAGAACAUGCUAUUCGAGAGUAUCCAGGAAGGGAAGUAUGAAUUUCCUGACAAGGACUGGGCCCACAUUUCUUUUGGAGCCAAAGAUCUAAUUUCCAAGCUGCUGGUUAGGGAUGCCAAGAAACGGCUCAGUGCGGCCCAGGUCCUGGAGCAUCCUUGGGUGCAAGGGUGCGCGCCGGAUAACACCCUUCCGACCCCCAUCAUCUUACAGAGGAACAGCAGUGCCAAAGAGCUCACCUCCUUCGCUGCCGAGGCCAUUGCUGUCAACCGCCAGCUGAUGCAGCAUGACGAGGACGAGGAGAAGGAGGAGGCCCGACCAAUCAUCAUCAAAGCUACCUCAUGUUCGAUGCAGCUGUCUCCCCCUUCGGAGUCCAAGCUGGCCAAACGGAGGCAGAAGAGCAGCAUGACUAAAGGGGUGGCUGCAAACCAGCACCUUGUCGCUCCCUUGGUCCUGGUGGGUGACCAAGCGUGAUCACCUGCCAUCGCUGCUCCCUGCUCUCUGUAUAUACGUAUGUGCUGUAUCUGUAUGUCUUUUUUUUUUUUUUUUCCUUUGAAAUGCUGUUGCUAGCUAGCAACAAGAUCAGGACUCUCUCCUAUUGGCUGGUUUCCAAGGUUACGCUGAUCUUGUAAAUCUGUUUUGGGGUUUUUGUUCUUUUUUUUUGUUUGUUUUUUGUUUAUAAACAAAAAAAGGUAUUAAGUCAAGCGUGAGGUUCCUUCACCCAGGGCACAUUCAAGGACAUUGAACAGAUGAUAGCUGAAUUUUCUCUCUUUCUCUCUCAACUCUUGAUUUCUCCUUUUUCUUUUCAUUUCUUUUUUUUCUACACCAAAGGACUAUUUGUAUAUGCGGCUGCUUUUACAACUUCAGCUCAUUUCAUACUGUGAAAAAAAGGCAAAAAAAAAAAAAGAAAAGACCCUUGGUCAUAUUUUCAACAGCAACAGAAAAAAACAAAAGUAGCAUUUUAACCUUUAUUUUCCUACUUUGCUGCAGGUUUCUCCCUGGAUUUGGACUUAGUAGAUUCAACCAUGGGUAGCUCUGUCUUGACUUUUUUUUUUUUUUAAACACAAAUUCAUUCCAAAGCUGAAUUGGACUGAUCUUCAAUAGCCUAACGAGAGGAUUCUCCAUGCAUCUUAGCCUAACGAGAGGAUUCCCCAUGCAUCUGGCCUCUCGAAGGAGGGGUAGGGAGAAGGAUAGUCUUGAAUUCAAGAGCAUAUUUCCCCCGCCCCUACCCGUGCUGUGUUGACUCCAAAACACAACGAAACAUUGCAGUAUUUCUCUUGUUUUAAGGGAAGAAGUCUGACAAACCAUCAUUUAGGAAUUAGCUGGUGUAGAUAGAUAGUCUCUGCUUGGCAUUGCAUGGUGGUUCCCUGUCCUUGGAAGGGGAUGUGAUGGCAAAGGCAUGUUUUCUGGUCCUGGGGAUGAAGUACCCUUGGCUCUGGCUGAAGUACUUAGGAGCUGGGGGCGCUCAGCAUUGUACAGGAUUGGGCCUGAACUUUGGAGAAGAGCGUUGUUGUGCUGGCAGAUGGAUUUGUGACUCAAAGGGAGCAGAGACCUGUUCUGCCAAGUGUGACUUUUUUUUUUUUCUCUCUGCUUGGAUUUCAGCUCUGCUCCCAAGUAAGCUAUUAAACCACUUUUUUAGUUUUGUUUUUUUGGUUUUUUUUUUAAUUUAAACGGCCUAGUUGCUCAUUGCAAAAGCAAAUCUUGCUUGAUUUGGGCAUUUAGAAAUGUCUUCCUCUGCUCCCCUUGUUCCUGCCCUGUCUUCUAGGCUUGGGGUGGAAGCUGAGCUGUACCUGCCAGAUACUUCCUGGGAGUUAGAUGGUUUGCCAGGUUACAGCUCAAAAGGGGGAAAGAAAUCCGAAUCUCUCCCAGGCUUCUGAAAUGUUAACGUUCAGAGUUGGGAAGUAACUGCAUUUUGGAUCUGACUCUGCACCACUGACCUCCACAGAGGCUUUGCCUUGGACUUUGGUGGGAGCAGGACUCAGCCUUAUCUGAGGGGUGGGAGUGCACAUGUGUUUGUGUGUGUGUGUUUGUGCAGAAGGUGAUGGUGAUGGAUCUCCAGGAGAUAUUCACUUCCUUUGGAGAAAUCAUUAAAAAUGGCUGGACUCACUGUAGUGGCAGGAUGGGCUCCAGGCUCCUGAUUAUUUUAUUUUUAAUGCAAGUGUGGCUGGCAAAACCCCUUUCUUUGUAAUAUGGUGCUUUUCUAAAAAAAAAAAAAAAAUGUGCUUGCUUUCCAUAAGUGCUCCAGGGCAGUGAACUGACUCUUCAGCAGUAGGAUCUGAAAUGGAAAUCUUGAGUUUGAGGUGCUUCUGCUUCUUGGGAAGGUAGAAGUGAAUAUAAAGAGAUGUUUCAGCAUGGGCAGUGUUGCUGAUGGGGAUGCCAUGCCUUGGUUGAUCUUGCCAAGGUUUUCCCUUUACAAGGGAGGAGGUGUGUAUUGAGGUGUGAUCACAAUUCAGGUCUUAAGCAGGCAUAGAAAUCUGUCCAGGACUUGGCUGAAACAACUGAAUGGAGAGGAUUCCCUUGGAGAGGUGGAUUCAUGCAGUCAUGUUUCACCAAUAUGGUGGGCGUGAUGGGCAAGCGUGUGCCCGUGUGCUAAAGCAGGUUCAGGCUCUGGGCUUGAGGUACCGUGUACUAGCAGGAGGAGGAAUGUAACACUAAUACCUGAAGGCUGGAGUGGCAGGGGAGAACAGACUCAGGAAAGGCUCUGGGUGUGUGGACAUUGAGUUUUUGGGUGGAGGAACCUAAAAAUAAACGGGUCAGGCCAGUGGACCUCCCUCUGUGAGGUCUGAAGUGGAGCCAGGGAGGAGGGUAUCGGGGCUCUAAUUCACCACUCCAUCUGCAGGCUGCUUUUGGUCUUUGGGUACAGGGAGGAAAAAGUUCCUGUAAAAACAGGACUUUCCAACUGAUCGGCCUGGGCUUGGGAAAAGGCUGCUGGUCAUGCCACGACAGGGGCCCUAGGUGAGAUGCAGAAACCAUCCUCUCAUUGAAAUAUCUUGUGCUUCCAUUUAUUGUGAGGUCUCAGUCCACUGCCCUGGUUCAGGCCAGCUUGGGGCUCUUUCCCUUCACUUGCUUUCUUCUUCUUGAGUAUGAUGGACCUCCUCUUCCAGAAGCGUUGCCACCAGAAAGGGGGUGGUGGAGGAUGCGUGUGGCUUGGUGGAGGCCGCGUGCGUGCCCAGCACUUCGAAUCGAAGCUGCAAAGCAUUGGGCCUGGCUCGCCUCCUACUGACACCAGCACAAAUGGGGAGUAACACCACUGGGUUCACCCCGUCUACUAUCGGAGUGAGUAAAAUGAGUGGCUUCUUUCUGAUCUCCUCCUCCCAACCCUGCAUCUCCUUCUGGAGCAAAGAUUCUGGCCUCCAAAUUCAAGCUGACUGUGGGGAAGAUGCGCCCCUGUUAAUCAGUGGUCUCCCCACCUUUUUUUUUUUUUUCUUCCCUCCCUUCAAAACUGGAUGCUUCAAUCUUUAUACAUUAAAAGCAGCCAUAAGCUUGUAUCAUGGGCACAGUUGGAAGUUACUGGAGCCUUCGCUUUGAGUAGAGCCCAGCCCUUCUCCCCCGAAUUAUCAAGUCAAGCUCAAUACUUUCUCUGAGAAGGAAGUCCUGUGUCUUUGAAGACUGCUGACAGCAAUACUAUGCAAUACAUGUUUUGUUCAUUUAGGAGGGUGAUUGUGAGUAAUGCAGGGAUAAAGUAAUCCUUGUGCUUUUGGAUCUGGAUGAUGCUUUGGUGAGGGAGGGGAAUGUGAAUCGUGACCCCUGCUGAUCUUUUUCGGCACAAGCAGUUUCAUUUUGUCGGGAAGUGAAACAUCCAGCUCCAAAACCAACACCUCUUCUCACUUGGGAUUUCCAGCACGUGAGCUCUCUCGCGGGUGCCUGAUUCACCUGCUUCUAGGACUCUGGGGUGACAAAGGGAUUUGAGGGAGAGCUGCAUUGGAAGCAAGGGGGGGGGGUGUCCCACACUUCAAAGCAGGCUGCAGUACUCCGAAACCCUCUUCAACAAUCCAUCUUGAUUGUAUGUUGUUACUUUUUAGAGCUUAUUUUUGUUUUUAUCAGUUGUAGAUAAUUCCUUGUUGUCUUAUAUUAAGAAAUACUUGAAUGAUGUACAGUAUGUGAUGCCUUGAGCUGGUAUUGUGAAAGCUAUUGUAAUGCUGCAGGUUGCAGCUUUUUUUAAGGAUCUUGGGAAGGGGAUUAUUGGGUUUUCCAGGAUUUUUGUUGGCAAACAAAAGUUUUCCCCAGUUCCCACUUGUGAGACUUCUUCUUCCUUCCUUUUUUUUGUUUUAAUUGGCACUCCUGAAAGGGGCCUCCAAAGGGAAGUGUACUAGGUUGGUUUUCUUUUGCUUCUCUUGAAGGGCAAUGAAGCCUCAGUGCUGCCGUAAGAAAGAUCAGGGAUGUCAAGCCUGGUUUUCCUUUCAUUUUCUUGCUAGAGGGUUUGUUGAAGAUCUCGACCUAUUCUCGGUUGAUCCCACUGAGGUCAUCAGACUUCUAGCAGUUGACAGCUUUUGAGGAUCCAUGUCAUGAGCUUUGCUUUCUCUUAAGCGGGAAAGAUUUUCUGUGUCCUGGAUAGCCAAAAGUCGUCUUCUGCUAUUCAGCACAGAUUUGGUACUUAACUCUCUCACAGGCUUGUGAAAACUCCUUUUUUUUUUUUUUUUUUUUUUUUUUUUUAUAGAUACAACAGACCCAUUUUUUGGCUCACUGGAGACAGUGUCUAGCAGCUUGUCCAGCUGUUUAUUUUAACCCCACACCUGUUGAGCUGAAAGUUUUUAAAUGUAAAAAUCAAUCCAAAACGAUUCUGCUGACAGUUCCUCUUGCUCGGCACAUCUUCCCAUUCUCAUUAAAAAACUAGAGGACUGUGGCGUCGACACCUACACAGCCAAAUGGGUCGCUAAUUGGCUGGAGGGCCGCACCCAGAGUGGUGGUGCACAGGUCAUUUUUGACCUGGAGGGAUGUGGGCAGUGGGGUCCCCCAGGGCUCGGUCCUCGGACCCGUGCUGUUCAACAUCUUCAUCAGUGACUUGGACGAGGGGGUAAAAAGCACCCUGUUCAAACUUGCUGAUGGCACUAAGAUGUGGGGGGAUGUGGGCACGCUAGAAGGGAGGAAUAGGCUGCAAUUGGACCUAGACAGGUUACAGGGGUGGGUGGAUGAGAGCAGGAUGGGUUUCAACUCUGACAAGUGCAAGGUGCUGUACGUAGGGAGGAAGAACCAGCAGCAUACCUACAGGCUGGGGAACUCCCUUCUUGUCAGUGCAGAAGCAGAAAAGUAUCUUGGGGUCAUUACUGAUGCCAAAAUGAACAUGGGCCGACAGUGUGGGGUACGCGGUCAGGAAGGUCAACCACACCACACCAUCCACAGAUGCUUCUCGAGCAGGUCCAAGGAGGUGAUCCUCCCCCUCUAUGCGGCACUGGUCAGGCCGCAGCUGGAGUACUGCGUCCAGUUCUGGGUGCCACACUUCAGGAGGGAUGUGGACAGCAUUGAGAGGGUCCAGAAGAGGCCACCCGCAUGGUCGGGGGGGCAGCAGGGCAGGCCCUACGACGAAAGGCUGAGGGACCUGAACCAGUUCAGCCUCCACAAGAAAAGGCUGAUGGGGGAUCUAGUGGCCAUUUACAAACUAGUCAGAGGGCACUGGGGGAGUCCCUGUUCCCCUGAGCACUCCCAGGAGUGACUAGAAAUAAUGGUCACAAGCUGGCAGAGGGUAGAUUCAGACUAGACAUCAGGAGGUGCUGCUUCACUGCCAGGGCGGCUAGGAUCUGGAACCAACUUCAUAGAGAAGUGAUGCUGGCUCCUAGCCUGGGGGUCUUUAAGAGGAGGCUGGAUGAACACCUUGCUGGGGUCAUUUGACCCCAGUACUUUACUUUUUCCUGCCAUGGCAGGGGAUCAGACGUGACGAUCUGCUCAGGUCCCUUCUGACCCUACCAGCUAUGAACCUAUCUGUCACAAUCCCUGCCGUUCUCCAGACAGCCACAGUCUUCCAGGAAAAUCUGUGUAGUUGAGACCUGACUUUCCAAUGAGGAGGAAAUGCUUUUGAAGCCAUCCUUUGAAAGAAGCAAAUAGACCAAUCCAGUUACAUUUCCCUUUGCAGGUUACCUUUUGUAAGAAGAACACUUCUUCCGAGAAAACGUAUGGGCUCUGGUGGCCAGGGGGCAUGUUCGGAAGAGAGAUUAUUUAAAAGCCUUGUACACCAAGGACCAGGAGAUCAACUCUCAUUUGGAUAUCUGGGCAAAGCAAUUGCCCUUCCAGCAGUAUUCAGUACCCAGUAGCUUUCAUUGCAAAAUGCGGCGCCUACAUGGGAGCUGUCAGGUGCUCAGCUUUUUUGAAGACUCGGCCCUUGGUGUGUUUUAUGUUGAGGAGAUGGAAAGGAUGCUCAUGGAAGGUCCCCGAAGGGGAUGCCUCUCCCUCCCCCAGCUGUUUACUCUCCCAUGGUUGGUUUCCAAAGACAAUGAUGCUGAACCAGAGUCUUUCUCUAGCACUUAAAUUGUUUUAACCCAUAUCUUGUCAACAUCCUUUUUUUUUUUUUUUUUUUUUAAUUUGUACUUUUCCUCAUUUUAUUUUAAAAGCCUUUGUUUUCUUCUAAAGCAUCUGUCUUGGAGACUAUCGUCUUCAAAAAGUUUUUAGCUGGAAAUUAAGAAAAAGAAAAAAAAAAUGUUUUUUGGCUUCCCCCCGAGUUCUGUUCCUUUUGAAUGAAUUAACUCAACUUAGAACUGGUUAGAAACUUUUACUGUGAAUCCAACUUUUUAUCAAUCCAGGAGAAACGCUCUUCUCCACUUUACAAUUGAUGAAGACUGCCAAAGCUGGUUUGACAUCAAGUCACAUUAACGCACUGCUGGUUUGUACAAUGGAAGCCUCAAGCCAGGGGCUGGUUUAAAAAAAAAAACACAAAAAAACAAAAAAUAAAAACAAAAAUAUUAAAAAAACAAGCACUUUACUGUAUGUACCAGGUGACCUGAUACAGCUCAAUCGAAGUUUUCCUUUAUAACAAUUGUUGAUGCCAGAAUUUUGUAUUCUGUUUUGUAAGAAUUUAAUAAAUGCGUUGAAACCUUCCAGAG